Molecule: messenger RNA, 1173 nt
Organism: Chenopodium quinoa (quinoa)
Lineage: Eukaryota; Viridiplantae; Streptophyta; Magnoliopsida; Caryophyllales; Amaranthaceae
Exons: 5
Coding region: 1-1173 (390 amino acids)
Source: RefSeq, a predicted model, not a curated record
AUGGGAGGAGGAAAUAAAGGAGAAACGUCCAAGAGGAGAAAGUCUAAGGGGAAAUCUCCGGUUGUACGUGUUGAUGAGGAUGAGUCAAUGGAGGAAGCGGAGGCACAUGAUUUGGGGGCCUCUCAAGAAAUCGUCAGAAAUGUACAAGGGCAACAGGAGCAACAGCAGCUUCAGGAACAGGAGCUACAGGACCCGCAUCCUAAUGACUUGCUAGAGUUGGACCCUUCCACACUUUGGUUUGAUGUUAGGCCGGUGAAGAAUGUGCUCUCCGACUCGCUAACCGGCUACUAUGUUCAGCCUUGGAGGAAUUAUGGAGAGGUUGAUGAAGAUUCGAGAGAGCACUUUUGGAACUUGUUCAACAAAAAAUUCAAGUGGGCACCUGAGUUAAACAACCAAGUGAAGGACACUUUCGAAGAAAAGUUUGCAAAUCGCCUACGUGACACAUUCUACAACAUCACACACAGGCUGAAUGGUCGCAAACCAAGAUGGCUUAAUAAGGAUGUCCACGAAGGCAUGAUGAAAAUUAUUGCCACCGAUCCAAAAUAUCAGAAGCGGUCGGAACAAAACAAGAAGAACCGAAGAGGCGGAUCCAUGGAAAAUGUCGUUGAACCGACCCACUUUCAAGGUUCAAUGUCAUCUGUACAACAUGCUAAAAAGAUGGCUGCAAAAAACCAAGGCCAAUUACCAAAUGCCCAUGAUAUUUUCUUGAAGACACACUUCAAGGAAGUGCCUGGUAAAGGCCAAGUGGCUGCCAACAACAAAGCAAAAAGGAUUGCGGACACCUACCAGAAGAAGCUCGAAGAAACAAUGAGUCAGGGGAUUCAGAAGAGUCCCAAUGAGUUGUACUGGGAGUCGGUGGGUGGGCGCAAUAAGAAGGGGCGUGUGAAGGGACUUGGCCAAAGUGCAGAGCUCUACUAUGGCAAACAGGGUCGAGGUUCCCGUUCUUCACAGCAAUACACGCCGUCUGUCAUUUGUCAAAUGCAAGACCAGAUGGAACACAGGAUGCAAACUCUCCAAACUCAAAUGGAAGCCCGAAUAGCUGAAAUGGAGAGGAGAUACAAGGAGAGUUUUGAUGAAAUGAUGAGUCGUCUCAACAACAACGACUCAUGUUCCACCAUUCAUCCUCAGCAUCGAGACCCUAGGAACGACCCGGGUGGUGGUGGAGCAGGCUAG